Molecule: messenger RNA, 3531 nt
Organism: Xiphophorus hellerii (green swordtail)
Lineage: Eukaryota; Metazoa; Chordata; Actinopteri; Cyprinodontiformes; Poeciliidae
Gene: fubp3
Product: far upstream element (FUSE) binding protein 3
Exons: 19
Coding region: 51-1754 (567 amino acids)
Molecular function (GO): RNA binding
Source: RefSeq, a predicted model, not a curated record
CUUUUCUCUCUCUCUCUCUCUCUAAGUGUGGCUCUCAGCUGCCGAGGCGGAUGAUGAUGAUGAUGAUGGCGGAGCUGAUCCAGGGACAGGCCUCGGUGGCUCAGCCAGGCACGAAAGAUGACUUCGCAGACACGAUACGCCGGGUCCGACAGAUGGCAGCUAAGAUGGGAGGAGACCAGAUGCCCAACAUGAACAGUUCGUGUCCAGUCAUAGACCCCUCCCUCUAUGGCUUCGGGGGCCAAAAACGUUCUCUAGACAAUGGAGUAGGAAACCAUCUUGGUGCGUUGGUACAUCAAAGGGCUUUUACAACAGAAGACUUUAAAGUGCCUGAUAAGAUGGUUGGAUUCAUUAUUGGAAAAGGAGGAGAGCAGAUUUCAAGAAUACAGCAGGAAUCAGGUUGCAAGAUCCAGAUUGCCUCAGACAGUGGUGGCAUGUUGGACAGACCGUGCACUCUGACCGGAAGCCCAGAGAACAUUGAGCAGGCAAAGCGGUUGCUGAGUGAGAUUGUGGAGCAGUGUCGGUAUGGUCCCGGCUUCCACAACGACAUGGAUGGCAACAGCUCCAUUCAGCAGAUCCUCAUCCCUGCCAACAAAGUCGGCCUGGUCAUCGGCAAGGGAGGAGAGACCAUCAAACAACUGCAGGAGAGAACAGGAGUCCAGAUGAUAAUGAUUCAAGAUGACCCCAUGCCCACUGGAGCGGACAAGCCCCUCAGAAUCACUGGGGAUCCCCACAAAGUGCAGCAAGCACGCGAACUUGUGGUGAAGCUCAUUCGAGACAAAGACCAAGGAGACUUCAGGGCAGGCAGGCUGGACUUUGGGUCAAAAAUGGGUGGAAGCAGUCUGGAUGUGGUUGUGCCCAGAUUUGCUGUUGGCAUCAUCAUUGGCAGAAAUGGAGAAAUGAUCAAGAAGAUUCAGAAUGAUGCUGGCGUCAGGAUUCAGUUCAAACAAGAUGACGGAGUCAGUCCUGACCGCGUUGCUCAGGUGAUGGGCCAGCCCGACCACUGCCAUCAUGCUGCCCACCUCAUCAACGAGUUGGUCCAGACUGCUCAGGAGCGGGACGGAUUUGGCAUAAUGGGCCGCCGAGGGCGCAGUGACUGUAACAUGGGAGGAGCUGGAGGCCUGCAGGAGGUGACAUAUGCUGUACCUGCUGAUAAGUGUGGGCUGGUGAUUGGCAAAGGUGGAGAAACCAUCAAAAACAUCAAAGAGCAGUCUCGUGCCCAUGUGGAGCUGCAGAGAAACCCGCCGCCCAACACUGACCCCAAUGUCCGCAUCUUCUCCAUCCGAGGCACCGCUCAGCAGUUGGAAAAAGCCCGUCAGCUGAUCGAUGAGAGAAUUGGGGGCCCGGGGAUCGGCAGCAACAGCAACUUUGGGAUGAGUCCUUACAACCAAGGCCCAACUACUCCUCCUCAACAUGGACCUCAGAUGUUUAUGUCUGGAGGAUGGGGCACAACAUUUCAGAUAUGGCAGCCUCAGGGCCAGCAGGACCACAGUAAGCAUCUCCAAAGGAAUGGUCACAAUGGAUCCCAGACGGGCCAGAUGGACUGGGAGCAGUAUUAUAAAAAGCUAGGUCAGCAAAAUCAACCACAGAGCACCGCUCCAGAAUAUAACAAAACCUGGGGCCAGACAACAGGUCCUGGAUCUCAGCAGACUUCUAAUCCUGAGUACAACGCCUGGGUUGACUUUUACAGACAGCCAAUGGCCUUCUUCAACCAGGGCACUCAGCAGACACCAGCCCCGGGCCUUCAGGAUCACUAGAGAAGACGCCCAUGUUAGACUUGAAUCGGUGAACGGAUGAAAACAGCCCCCAACCCCUUUUUUUGUUUUUGUUUUUUUUUAACAGAGGGGGUUAUAGAUUUACAACGCCUUGAAGACUUUUUUUCUUAGUGAGAAACACUAGCUGUAGAAUUACUUGUAUGAUUAAAUAAUAUUUCUAAAAAUCAGGAACAUUUAUUUGUUACUAAAUGCUUAUGUACACUGUUAUUUUGGAUAGAUGGGAUCCCUUUUUGGACAUGAGAGAGCCGGGGUUUUUUUUUUUUGGUUUUUUUUUUCCUUGCUUAUAUUUUCCUGUCUUGACUCAGAUUGUAAUAGCCAAAAUGAACCCACAAGUUGUAACAUUUCAAAAGGCAAUAUAUAUAAUCUAUUUUUUCUAGUUAUGUAAAACCAUGAUUACUGUGCUUAGCAGUCUUGAAUACGGCUUUUGUCAUAUGUCAAAUGUUUAAAGAGUGUUUCAAAUGCUUUUUUUUUUUUUUUUUUUUUGUCCUUUUUACGUAAUUAAGUGAAAUGAAACUGUGAUGUUUUGUUACAGGAAAUGUAUUUUUGUUACAAGGUUCAAAACAAGAAUUGAUGUCCACCAGUGGCAGUGGUUCUAAUUUAAUUCCUCUUGUGCAUUGUAUGCUGUUUUUCAUUGUCAUUUUAUUGUUCUCUGGUAUAAAAAAGGUGCAAUAUCUUAUUUCACUUUUGAAACAAAGAUGGGUUUUCUCUAAUGUUUUGACAGACUUUUAACUUGUAGUUUUAAGAUGAUUUUUUUUCUUACUUUGAAAUGGAGAUGUCAUGGAUAAUUUAUUACAUUGAUCUGAAAUGAUAGGAUUUAGGGGGAUGUUGCAAAUAGCUUUUUUUGCCUUUACUACCUUGUAAAACGAUGUAUAUAUGCUCAUAUAUUUGACUGUUAAUUUAAGAUAUAUAUGUUUCAUAUAUAUAUAUAUAUAUUUACACUUAUAAAAUUGUUGUUCCUGUGAUAUCUGUGUUGCAGGAAGGUUGUCCCUCUUUUUUUCUGUUCUGUUUUCAUACUGAAAAUGUUCAAAGAUUGUGAAUGUGUGAUUUGAAAUUGGAUGUUGCAUCUUGUUCUGAAGACAAACAAGACGUGAUAGAUUUAUUUUUUUGUGUAUACUCUGUACCUGAACUAUUCAAGACUGCUAAGCUGCUGCAAUUCGUACCUGUGUAAUAAUUAAUGUAAUAUUUUUUUAAGUUACUUAUUUUAAGUAUUAUGAUAAUAAAAAAAACACAACUUUGUCUUAUUUGGUACCUCCCAGUUCGCCAGCGUCCCACUGAGCCCUGGCUGUAGACUCAGUGGGACGCUGGACUCAGUCCAAUGCUAAUUUUAAUUAAUUUUUUAUUUCUUUGUGUGAUCUAAUAUAAAUGAUGCAUCCUUAUGGAGAAUGAUUCUGGUAAUAAUGUCAUUUCUUAAUGAAAAGGGAUAUAUAAUUUCAAAAAUGUCUAAUAAUUAUGGUGUUUAUUUUCUCCUUGUGUGUACAGUUAACCAUGUAUUAAAAAAACAUCCAGACUACCUUUAUGUGUAAUGUUGAAGCUGAUUUUUCUGUUAGAUGAAUAUUAUAAACAUUUGGAUGUCUUUUGUUGUAUUCUGCUACUAAAGUGUUGAAACUAUCUGAGAGCUCUAUUGUGUGUAAUAACAGAUGCAAUUUAGAGAAUAUCUAUAUAGGCCAAAUGUAUGUUUUCAUGUUUUAUAAGCAGAAAAUAUAUAUUUUCUAUAGUCUACUGCCAGUUCUCAAAUUCAAAUAAAUUUUCCGCAAGCCUC